This is a messenger RNA of Populus trichocarpa (black cottonwood), 2778 nucleotides long. Its product is annotated as sugar transporter ERD6-like 5. Gene Ontology annotation, molecular function: sugar transmembrane transporter activity. Gene Ontology annotation, biological process: transmembrane transport; carbohydrate transport. The record is from RefSeq and is a predicted model, not a curated record. Gene Ontology annotation, cellular component: membrane. Bases 1110 to 2534 code for a protein of 474 amino acids. Lineage: Eukaryota; Viridiplantae; Streptophyta; Magnoliopsida; Malpighiales; Salicaceae. The transcript is spliced from 18 exons.
CACACACACACACACACACACACACACACACACACACACCCUCCUCUGAAAGCCUUUACUCAUAUUGUCCUUGCACUGCUCCCAGCUUGUCUACUUGCCAACAAGAAUGUAUUAAUUUGUUGGGGGGGGUCUGAACAAGCAAGAAGGCCUCUACUGGUUGCUGAUCAAGAAGAUCCUCACUAUCAUCAUCAAUGUAGCAGCAACGGUGGUGUUGACGGUAACUCUAGUGCCACGGGUUUUCUUGCUUUUAGCACCAUUGUUGCAGCUACUUGUUCUUUCACUUCUGGCUAUCGUCUACGGACGCCUGCUCUCCCUCAGUCAUCUCUCAAUUUCUCUCCCUCAGUCAUCUCUCAAUUUCUGAGUUUCUUUUUAAAAUACUAUCGUGUGAUCAGUUCUCUAAAAUAAUGUUUGUCGGUGGGCCUUUAGAGAUGGUUCGGCCGCAAGGAGAUUAAUUUGUUUCUAAUUUAAGUAAGGGAAAUAGAGGUUUCAAGUCCCUAAAAUCUAACAAGAGUCACAUUCAAUCCAUUAGUUUUAAAAAAGCUUUGAUUUGGGUCCUUGAUUUUGAAUAUUGGGUCAUAUUACACCCCUCCACGGAUCCAUUUCUACCUGAAUUUAUUAUGCAACACACGUGGAAGAAUCCAUGCCUUCCACCAAGGAUGGAACAGGUGAUUGAUGUAAAGUUUCAAAUUCUAAGAAUAGUUUGGAUGCAAAGAUCACACGAGACACACAAUCUAAGAGUCAAGAAAACAGUUAUUAGUCCUGUGUUUUAUUUUAUUUUUUUAAUUUAAAUAACGUUGUUUUGAACAAAAAUUAAUUUUUUUUUGAAUUAACCUAACCGUGUCUUAUUUAGAUUUCUGAAAUCUUGAGUCGACAGAUUUUAUUUUUAUAUAUUUUUUUAAAAUAUUAUUUUAAUAUAUAAAAAACAAAACCAUCUGCCCUCCCGAACAUGGCUAUAUCGAUGGACCACAUAUUACUAUAUUAGCGAUCACCACGGUCUUGAACUUGGAUGGGCAAAGAGUCUCUCUCUCUUUCACCCUCCUCUGAAAGCCUUGGCUCGUAUUGUUCUUGCACUGCUCCCAUUCAGAGCACUUGCCAACAAGAAGAUAUUUAUGGGGGGAUCUGAGCAAGCAAGAAGGCCUCUGCUGGUUGCUGAUCAAGAAGAUCCUCACUAUCAUCAAAGUAGCAACGGUGGUGUUGACGGUAACUCUACUGCCACGGGUUUUCUUGUUUUUAGCACCAUUGUUGCAGCUACUUGUUCUUUCACUUCUGGCUAUUGUAUUGGAUAUUCGUCCCCUGCUGAAUAUGGAGUCUUAGCUGAUUUGAGCCUCUCUAUGGCAGAGUACUCGGUUUUUGGUUCAAUGUUGGCUGUUGGAGGAAUGAUUGGUGCAUUGAUGAGCGGGAAGACAGCCGAUUACUUUGGCCAUAGAACUACAAUGUGGAUCAUCAAUGUCUUCUUCAUCUUAGGGUGGCUUGCAAUAGCAUUCACCAAGGUUUCUUGGUUGCUUGACCUUGGAAGACUUCUGCAAGGAAUUGGAAUUGCUCUUACUUCUUAUGUGGGAAAUAUUUUUAUUGCAGAAAUAACACCCAAGAAUCUUAGAGGAGGACUUAUGACAUUCAAUCCGUGGAUGACUGGUUCUGGAGUAGCAAUUGUAUAUCUUAUUGGUUCGGUUGUAAAAUGGCGUGGACUGGCUCUAAUAGGAAGCAUUCCAUGUCUCCUACAGAUUCUUUGUCUAUUCUUCAUCCCAGAGUCCCCCAGAUGGCUAUUAAAGAAUGGUCGUAAAAAGGAGUUUGAAGGUGUUUUGCAGCGUCUUAGAGGAAAGAAAGCUGACAUUUCUCCAGAAGCAGCUGAGAUCAAAGAAUAUGCAGAAUUUAUUCAACUUCUCUCAGAGAAUAAAAUUCUGGACUUGUUUCAGAAGAAGUAUGCUCGACCAAUCAUUGUUGCAGUUGGGCUGAUGACACUCACACAAUUUUCAGGGUUACCUGGCUAUACAUUUUACAUGACUAAUAUUUUUGUUUUGGCUGGUAUUUCAUCUAAAGCUGGAUAUGUAACAUUGGCCAUCGUAAAGAUUCUGUCAACCACUAUGGCUAUAUUCUUAAUUGACAAAUUCGGAAGGCGGACGCUUUUGAUGGUUUCUGCAGCUGGGACUUGCUUGGGUUCUUUGCUUACUGGAUUCUCGUUCUCGUUGCAGGACCAUCACUAUUGGAUAUCUUCAUUAGCACUCAUGGGAGUGUCGGUUUAUUUCGUAUCUUUCAAUCUAGGCAUUUCAGGAAUACCAUGGAUUAUAAUGUCUGAGAUAUUCCCAGUAAAUGUGAAAGGAUCAGCUGGAAGCCUUUGCAAUUUAAUAUAUUGGUUCUCUAGUUGGGUUGUUUCUUACACCUUCAACUUUCUAUUGGAAUGGAGCUCUACAGGAACGUUCAUCAUAUUUGCAGGUGUUUCUGCAUUCGGUUUUUUAUUCACAGUAAUGCUGGUGCCGGAGACUAAAGGAAGGUCACUAGAAGAAAUACAAGCAUCAGUGACCAAUGUUUUGCAUUAAAGAAAUGCUAAGCUCUCGUUUGUUUAAUGGAAAUUAUUAGAAUAUCCUACCAUCAUUUGUUGAAGUUAGGCAACAGAUGUGAUUUAUAGAUUUUAGUAUUUGCAACAUCUGUGCUGUCAUUAAUUCUUGCAUGGAUUGAGCAACAUCAUAUGAGACCAAUGAAAAAAGUUCACACCAGUUUAGAAUUAUUAGAUUCUACAAACUCAUCUACAUCAAGAAAUUAACUUGGAGUUCAUCUGGUCAA